Molecule: messenger RNA, 1429 nt
Organism: Lactuca virosa
Lineage: Eukaryota; Viridiplantae; Streptophyta; Magnoliopsida; Asterales; Asteraceae
Source: the annotation of a GenBank genome assembly
AUGGAAACUGUCAGGGUUAAGGAGAGGUGGCAGAAUAAGAAUGUCAUCGUAACAUUUCACAGGGCUAAAGGGGUGUUGGAUCAAUUAGAGAACAAAGAGGUUGUGGAGGUAGAGAACAAAGAUGAUGAUGAUAAAAAAGAUCAUGAAGCUCCUAAAACCUUUUUUCCCAAGCAUCCUACAUUUAACAUUGUCAAGCUACAUAACAUAGGUGGAAUACCUGGUGCCUUUGUGGAUUACGAGGGCAAAUUUUAUACAAGAAGUGCUGGUGUGGCAUAAUUUGGUCAUCCAAAUAUAAGUUACGUAUAUGAAAUUUCAUCUUUAACAUAAUCAUACAAUGUUUUACUGAAAUUAAUGUUCUUUCUAACUUAUAAGAUCAUAAAUUGGUCAUAUUUUUUAUGAAGUUCAUAAGGGCAGCAAUGAUCCAACUCCUACAACAGAAACCAAUUUUUUUUUUUAUCAUUGUAAAAUCUUCCUUACACGUUAAUGAAUGGCAGAUAUUGUUGACUUUUUUAUAAUUACUUGUGUUCAACUAUCAAACUAACAUAAUCAUAAUUCUACACCAUGUUUAAACUUUCGACUAAGAUUCCUCUAACUCUUAUAUAAUAAUAAAUAACAUGUUUUUUUUUUUUUUUAAAUAUAAGAUUCUUUUAUGUAACACCUGGAAGUAUUACUUAAUUUAUGUAAGAUCUAGGGUGUUGGUGUGGACUCGGCGAGUUGGGAAUCCAACUCGUCGAGCAGAAAUCAUUUCAGGGACGUGCAGGGGCGGAUCCCUUUACGGGCCAGUGGGGGCCAUGACCUCCCCGCUUUUCAGCCUAAUUAUAAGUAAAUUUAAAUUAUUUCUUGCAUAUUAAAAAAAAAAAAAAAGUUUUGGAGAGAUUUGAAAUGAACUGGACAACAGAAAAAUAAAAACAAGAAGUUUUGUGAAUAACUAAAAAACCUAAUUUGAAGGAAAUGAAUACACCAAAAAGGCAAAAAUAAAAUAUGAUAUUUCAAACUAUCUGAUAACCAUAAAAAAGAAAAAAAAAACAACUAAAAAAUCUCAGAAGAAUGUAACUGAAGAUGCCACUCUUCUCGUCCUCUCCGUCAUUGUCAAUUUUUUCCCCGAUCUCGUCAUCAUAUGCGAGCUCCGGUCUUUGCGACUCCGACGUACUUGCUUUGGUUACCCUUUGCAGCCUCACUUACGUUGAUGUUAAGCGGAGCAAAGAGCAGUGGCGGAACACAAGCACUAAUGUGAGGGGGGCCGGAACCAAAACUACAAAGCAAACAAGUAUAAACGAGUUUAAUUUUAGUUAAAUUGUAACAUGUCAUAAUACUCUUAUAUUUUUUGGUUAUUAAUACGUUUCCAACAAUUACCAACAAGAUUUGUGAGUCUAGAUAAAUUAACAAUUGACUUAAUUAAUUUUUUAGUAUUUUCUUAUUGAAAAAAGAC